Messenger RNA from Puccinia graminis f. sp. tritici CRL 75-36-700-3, 1124 nucleotides. RefSeq lists its product as uncharacterized. Gene Ontology annotation, biological process: iron ion transport; intracellular iron ion homeostasis; copper ion import. Gene Ontology annotation, cellular component: plasma membrane. The record is from RefSeq and is a predicted model, not a curated record. The transcript has 11 exons. The coding region runs from base 50 to 1105 and encodes 351 amino acids. Lineage: Eukaryota; Fungi; Basidiomycota; Pucciniomycetes; Pucciniales; Pucciniaceae. Gene Ontology annotation, molecular function: ferric-chelate reductase activity.
AUCCCUUUCGAUUAUCUCUUUGAGCUCCAUUCAAUGGAUCAGGCGCAAGAUGUACCAAACCUUUUUAUUAUGCCAUAUAUUCGGUUUUUCCGCUUUUUUAUUAGCUCUGUGGUUUCAUGUUCCAGCACUGAAGCCGAUCGUUGUCCUAUCGGCUUCAUUCGUGGGGUUUGAUUACUUGCUUGUCUACUUGAAGACAUCUAUACGGUCUGCUGUCUUUACCUCUUUACCUGGCGGUGUGACAAAAGUUGAGAUUGACCGAAUAGGAGAGGGCUGGACGGCUGGCCAGCAUGUUUACCUUCGAGUCUUCAAAGGGCGCCACUCAUUUGAGAAACAUCCUUUUACGAUUGCCAAUGCCCCAGCCUCGCUUUCCCCAUCUGGACGAAAUACUCUGGUGCUAAUGGCCAAGGCAGCUGGAGACUUCACUAGCCGUAUUCAUCGAGUGGGUUACGCUGAAGCAGCUUUGGUGGGCGGAGACUUAGAAAGUCGCAAAGCUUCAGUCGAUGAAAAACAUUUCCAAGCGUUAUGCGAAGCGGCUUCAGAUUGCCGCCUCGCUGUAGCGGUGGAAGGUCCAUAUGGAGCGUCUUAUUUGGACAUGAGUGAUCAUGAGACAGUAGUACUGGUCGCUGGAGGCAGCGGGUUUACAUACUGUAUGUCGACCCUUGAGCACAUUAUCGGGAACGCUAUGAAGGGUGUUGGCCUCACUAAAAAGAUAUUUGUUCUUUGGACACUCCGUGAUCUUGACAUGGUACAAGUAUUUGCAAGUGAUUUGAACAGAGCCUUAGAAUGCGCGCGCCAGUUCCGGUUCGAAGUAGUUGUUCGGCUUUACAUCACCACACCUCUGAAGCACGGUGACAUGAAUCCAGUUCCAAAUGCUCAGAUAACACCAAAUCGUGUAGAUCUCAAAGGGGUUUUGUCUGAAGCCCUUGAAAGUACAUGCUGGAGUAUUGACACUCGAGGAGAAACCAAAGGUUGUGGUUUAGCUGUUGGAGUAUGUGGGCCAGAAGGAUUAGUUGUUUCUGCGCGCAGUGCUUUAAGUGCGGCGGACCCAGUCUUAGCGGCCAAGGCUGGUGGACUUCAAAUGCAUUCGGAAGUAUUUGGAUGUUGAUUGGAUUCAGUGCGCAAUC